AUGCCUUGGUUCAAAGGUUGGAAGGUGGAGCGCAAGGAAGGCAACGCCAGUGGGGUGUCCCUCUUGGAGGCCCUGGACACCAUCCUGCCCCCGACCCGCCCCACAGAUAAACCCCUGCGCCUGCCCCUCCAGGACGUCUACAAGAUUGGAGGGAUCGGCACAGUCCCCGUGGGCCGGGUGGAGACCGGCAUCCUGCGGCCUGGCAUGGUGGUCACCUUUGCACCCGUGAACAUCACCACUGAGGUGAAGUCUGUGGAGAUGCACCAUGAGGCCCUGAGCGAGGCUCUGCCCGGGGACAAUGUUGGCUUCAAUGUGAAGAACGUCUCCGUCAAGGACAUCCGCCGCGGGAACGUCUGCGGGGACAGCAAGUCGGACCCGCCGCAGGAGGCAGCGCAGUUCACGUCUCAGGUGAUCAUCCUGAACCACCCCGGCCAGAUCAGCGCCGGCUACUCACCCGUCAUCGACUGCCACACCGCACACAUCGCCUGCAAGUUCGCCGAGCUGAAGGAGAAGAUUGACAGGCGCUCUGGCAAGAAGCUAGAGGACAACCCCAAGUCCCUGAAAUCGGGUGAUGCGGCCAUCGUGGAGAUGAUCCCUGGCAAGCCGAUGUGUGUGGAGAGCUUCUCCCAGUACCCACCCCUUGGCCGCUUCGCUGUCCGUGACAUGCGGCAGACCGUGGCUGUGGGUGUCAUCAAGAACGUGGAGAAGAAAAGCGGCGGGGCUGGUAAAGUCACCAAGUCUGCCCAGAAGGCCCAGAAGGCUGGCAAAUGAAUUGUGGGCUCCCAGUGCAUCGCGCAGAAACCAUCCCUGACACCAGGACGCUGCCACCGUCUCCCCCGGGCGCAUGUGUGCACAUCAGCUUGUAAGAGUUUAUAUGUCAACGACUGGAUGCUCACCAUUAAGGUCCAGUGGAAAUUCUUUAAAAGGAAAAGCAUGUUCCAGCGUUUGUGAGGCUUCAUGUUAAUUUUACCAAUAAAACUGGUAGAACAUCCACA
Messenger RNA from Pelecanus crispus (Dalmatian pelican), 995 nucleotides. Lineage: Eukaryota; Metazoa; Chordata; Aves; Pelecaniformes; Pelecanidae. The record is from RefSeq and is a predicted model, not a curated record.